AUGGCUGAAGCAAUUGUUUCUUUUGCCUUGGAGCAACUGGGUUCAAUUCUUUCUCAGCAGACGUCUAGCUUCAUCGGAAAACACGUGAGCCUAGUUGGGGAUGUUGAAGAAGAAGUAGACAAGCUUACCCGCAAUCUUCGAGCCAUUGAAGCUGUGCUAUUUGACGCAGAGACAAAACAAAUGAAGGAAGCAGCUGUGAGACUUUGGUUAGAUCAUCUCAAAGACGUAUGCUAUGAGGUGGAAGAUGUGUUGGAUGAGUGGAAUACUGCAAUCUUGAAAUUGCGAAUUGAGAGAGGUCAUGAUCAUAAUGCACUUGCUCCUAAGAAGAAGGUGUGUUGCUUCAUUCCCUCUCCUUGCUUUGGUUUCAAAGAAGUUGUUUUACGCCGUGACAUUGCAGUUAAGAUAAAAAAUACAAAUAAAAAGCUAGAUGUUAUAGUCAAAGAGAAAAAUGAUUAUCAUCUUAAUGUGAUUCUAGCUAUCGAGAAAUUUGAUCAUCAACAAAUGAAAACUACUUCAUUUAUUGAUGUCUCUGAUAUAUGUGGUAGAGAUAAGGAGAAGAAUAAUUUAGUAAGCAAGUUGUUGCGUAAGAGUAGUGAACAAAGCCUCCAUGUCAUCUCACUCGUGGGGAUGGGGGGAAUUGGAAAAACAACUCUUGCUCAAUUUGCCUACAAUAACAAGGAGGUAGAGACAAAUUUUGAUAAAAGAAUAUGGGUGUGUGUAUCAAACCCUUUUGAUGAUAUUAGGAUUGCCAAAGCGAUUAUUGAAUCUCUGGAAGGUUGUACUCCUAAUGUAGUAGAAUUACAAUCUCUUCUUGAAUGUAUUUGUAACUCUAUUAAGAAUAAAAAAUUUCUCCUUAUUUUAGAUGACGUAUGGACCGAAGAUUACAAGGAAUGGGAACCAUUCUAUAAUUGUUUAAAGAAUGGUCUCCAUGGAAGUAAAAUUUUAAUUACCACACGUAAAGAGUCUGUUGCACAUAUGAUGAAUUCAUUUGAUAUUAUCAAUGUUGAGGAAUUGUCCUAUGAGGAGAAUUGGUUAUUGUUUAGAAAGUUAGCUUUUUCUAAAAGAUCUCAUGAUGAGUGUGCAAAUUUAGAAGAAAUUGGUAGGAAAAUAGUAGGGAAGUGCAAGGGGUUACCUCUUGCUACAAAAACUGUUGGGAAUCUCUUGCGGCUUAAAAAAUGUAAAGACCAAUGGCAACGUGUUUUAGACAGUGAAUUGUGGAAAUUGGAAAAUGUUGACAAAGGUCUUUUAACCCCUUUGAUGUUGAGUUAUAAUGAUUUACCUCCAAUGGCAAAACGGUGUUUUAUAUAUUGUUCCAUCUUUCCAAAAAAUUAUGAUUGUUUAUUUAAAGAUGAGUUGAUUGACUUAUGGAGAGCUCAAGGUUAUCUAGGGUUAGAAAAAGAUGUUGAGAAAGAGGAGAUAAUUGGUAAAGUGUAUUCUGAGUAUUUAGUGACAAGAUCUCUCUUACAAGAGAAUAAAUCUUAUAGUUAUAAGAUGCAUGAUAUAGUGCACAACUUUGCACAAUUUUUAGGUAAUGAUGAAUGUCUUUAUGUAGAAGUUCAUGGUGCUGAGGACCCAUUUAGAAACUCUUCUCAUGACAAAGUUCGUCAUUUAUUUUUAACUCUUAAUGGAGUUGGGGCUUCAUUUCCUAUAUCUACUUGUAGAUUCAAAUGGCUACGUAGUCUCUUACUUACAUAUAAAAUUUUUGGCACUGAUUCCUUGACUAGUGAUGUUUUAGCGGGGUUAUUUAAUGAAUUGACAUGUUUACGGGCAUUAGAGGUAAAUGCUCAAUUUAGUUUUGAAGAGAUUCCAAAAGAGAUAGGAAAAUUAAUACAUUUGAGACACCUUAAAUUUUAUGACCAACUUAAGCAAUAUACAAUAAAAUUACCUGAAAUUUUGUGUGAAUUAUAUAAUUUACACACUUUUAGUUUUUUGCGUGGCGUGAUCAAAGAAUUACCUCGAGGGAUGGUAAAACUAGUAAACUUGAGGCGUUUGCAAAUUGAAACUUCUUCUUCUACACUACUUUACAUGCCAAAAGGGAUUGAGAAAUUAACCGGUCUUCGAAGAUUAAGUGAAUUCGUUAUAAGUGGCGGAGGUGAUCAUGAUAACAAAGCAUGUCCACUUGAAGGAUUGAAACAUUUGAAUCAACUUGAAGGGAGCCUUACAGUUAGAGGGUUGGGAAAUUUAAGAAAUGUGAGCGAUGGUGAACUGACAGAAGUAUUUAAGAAAAAGGAAAAACUCUCAGUGUUGAUAUUAAAAUUUGAUGAACGUGAAGAAGGGGAAAGAUUAGGCGAGGAUGAUGAACUAAUCCUUAAAAUCUUACAACCACCGCCAAAUUUAGAGAAUUUAUCGCUAUUGUACUACAGAGGCAACACAUUUCCCUCCAGUUGGAUGACGUUAACCAAACUGAAGGUGUUAAGUUUUUCGGUUUGCUCGAACUGUAAGCAUUUGCAUCAUUUGGGAAAGUUGCCAUUGCUUGAAUUACUAGAUUUAACAGCAAUGUCCAGUGUGAAAAAAGUGGAUAAUGAUUUUUGGGGAAUAGACAGUGAGACCUCAUCAUCAUCUUCAUUGUCUAUUCACUUUCCCAAGUUGAAAGAAUUCAGAUUUUGGGACAUGAAAGAAUGGGAAGAGUGGCAUUGCAAGGGAGAGGAAUUCAUGCCAUAUCUUGCUAGGUUGAGUAUUGUACGCUGCCCCAAGUUAAAGGCACUGCCAGACAGCCUUCUGCAGAGGACAACACUCAAGAUAUUGAGGUUUAGUGAAAGUCCUAUUCUAAGUGAACGAUACAACAAGGAAACAGGAAAGGACUGGCCCAAGAUCUCUCGCAUCCCUAAUAUCGAAAUUGAUUGUCGAGAUCCUCAGAAGAAAUUUCCAUUACGUUUUCAGGUUGAGGCUAAUUUGGUAUUACCAAGGGAGGGGAAGAUUGAUUUUGUAUGCUUACAAUGUGGCCUGUUUGAGCUCUGCUUUGAUUUUCCAUCUUUUGUGUGGAGUAAAUUCUCCAAUGAGAUAUUUUUAUGGCUUAUUGAGCCUCAGAAGAAAUUUCCAUUACGUUUUCAGGUUGAGGCUAAUUUGGGGAGGGGAAGAUUGAUUAAAUGCUUACAAUGUGACCUGGGGAAGAUGGACUAA
Molecule: messenger RNA, 3120 nt
Organism: Pistacia vera
Lineage: Eukaryota; Viridiplantae; Streptophyta; Magnoliopsida; Sapindales; Anacardiaceae
Product: putative disease resistance protein RGA3
Exons: 6
Coding region: 1-3120 (1039 amino acids)
Biological process (GO): defense response to other organism
Molecular function (GO): ADP binding
Source: RefSeq, a predicted model, not a curated record